AUGUCCCCUGGAAACGGUCCAUGGAACUGCCCUCUCCCCUCCAUCUGCAGAGAGCCCUGCAGCAGAGAGCUGGAGAAGGUUCAAAAGAAAGGAGACUCUGACCUGACCACGGUGGAGAGGAGAUACAGUACUAAACACAGUGAUUUUCCGGAAUCUAAGGGAUGCUUUGCUAACACGACAUCCUCUGGCAGAAAGGUCAGCCCGUCAUCUUCUGUUGAAACAUGUCUUAGUGUGAGUGAGCCUCCAGGCCUCUGCAAAGUGUCUGUUCACCUAGACCUGGCUGCAGAUUUGGGUCUGAAAUCCUCCUCCGCACAUUCUGAUCACUCCUCUGAAACCUCAUUGCCUGACGUCCCAAAGCAUAAAUAUCCUGAGGAGUUCAGCCUGCUUAAAUUGAAGACAAAAGAUGGGCAGCGUCCCGAAUGGACAUUUUACCCAAGAUUUAUUAGCAAUAUCCACACCUACCAUGUUGGAAAGCAGUGUUUCUUUAACGGGGUCUUCCUCGGCAACAGGAGGUCUCUGUCAGAGAGAAUGGUGGACAAGUGCUUUGGGAGGAAGAAAUACGAUAUUGAUCCUAGGAAUGGAAUACCAAAGUUAACUCCAGGAGAUAAUCCAUAUAUGUACCCAGAACAGAGUAAAGACUUCCACAAAGCAGGAUCAACUCUCCCACCAGUGAAUUUCUCCAUAGUGCCUUAUGAAAAGAAAUACGAUACCUUUAUUCCACUUGAGCCUCUUCCACAAAUUCCUACCUUGCCUUUCUGGGUGAAGGAGAAGGCCAACAGGCUGCAGAAUGAGAUAAGAGAGGUUGAGGAGCUUGACAAUUGGCAACCAGCAUCCCCCUUGAUGCACGGUUUACUCCUUCCUGGUUCUUUGGAUUCUGCAAGACAAUCCUGAACAGAAACAGGCCCAUAGAGCAUGUACUGACUGUAGUCUGGAGAGCCUCUUUCAAUUGAUUGCUUCUGUCAGUGUGACUGCUCUAAAUCAAAUGUUUGA
Odobenus rosmarus divergens (Pacific walrus) is the source of this 990-nucleotide messenger RNA. RefSeq names its product spermatogenesis associated, serine-rich 1 (gene SPATS1). Lineage: Eukaryota; Metazoa; Chordata; Mammalia; Carnivora; Odobenidae. The coding region runs from base 1 to 891 and encodes 296 amino acids. The transcript is spliced from 8 exons. The record is from RefSeq and is a predicted model, not a curated record.